UCAUUACGUCUCCUCUGGCCCGCCUGAACCCGCCGACAGUGUGUGCAGAAGGGCUGCAGAAAUAAAACUUGAAUUACAACAUUCGGGCCGUUACAGCUGAAUAAAAGGACAUGGCUUUAACACAGGUUUCUUCUAACAAGUGCUGUGGUGGAUACCAGAAAGUUUUUGAACAUGACAGCUCAGAGCUCAAGUGCAAAAUGAAAUUUGCCAUCUAUCUUCCUGCUAAGGCUGAAAGUACCAAAUGCCCGGUUCUCUACUGGCUUUCAGGACUGACCUGUACCGAGCAGAAUUUCAUCACGAAAUCAGGAAGCCAGCGGGCUGCAUCUGAGCAUGGCAUCAUCAUUGUUGCCCCAGAUACAAGUCCAAGGGGCUGUAAUAUUGAAGGAGAGGACGAAAGCUGGGAUUUUGGAACAGGCGCUGGUUUUUAUGUUGAUGCAACACAAGAGCCGUGGAAGACCAACUACCGCAUGUACUCCUAUGUUACUGAGGAGCUGCCACGUUUAAUAACCUCAAAUUUUUCUGCUGACCCGGAGAAGAUGUCUAUCUCGGGUCAUUCAAUGGGUGGUCACGGUGCUCUUAUCUGUGCACUAAAGAAUCCUGGCAAAUACAAGGCUGUCUCAGCUUUUGCACCCAUCUGUAACCCGAUGCAGUGUGCCUGGGGACAAAAAGCUUUUUCCGGUUACCUUGGACCUGACAAAUCUACCUGGGAGGCGUAUGAUGCUACAGUGUUGGCCGGCUUGUAUUCAGGUCCAGAACUGGACAUUUUGAUUGAUCAGGGGCGUGAAGACCAGUUUUUGUCAGCCAGUCAGCUGCUUCCUGAUAAUCUUAUUGCUGCCUGUUCUGAGAAGAAAAUUCCUGUUGUGUUCCGACUACAACAGGGCUAUGACCACAGCUACUACUUUGUGUUUUCGUUCAUUGAUGACCACAUCAAGCACCACGCCAAGUACCUGAAUGCAUAAGACUGCUACAGAAAAACAACAAAAUCAUACGGUUUCCUGCUGUACUUCACAAUAAAAUUAACCAGUUGUUAAA
This is a messenger RNA of Trichomycterus rosablanca, 1032 nucleotides long. It is a transcript of the gene esd, whose product is annotated as esterase D/formylglutathione hydrolase. Bases 111 to 959 code for a protein of 282 amino acids. The transcript is spliced from 9 exons. Gene Ontology annotation, cellular component: cytosol. NCBI's taxonomy places the organism in Eukaryota, Metazoa, Chordata, Actinopteri, Siluriformes, Trichomycteridae. The record is from RefSeq and is a predicted model, not a curated record. Gene Ontology annotation, biological process: formaldehyde catabolic process. Gene Ontology annotation, molecular function: S-formylglutathione hydrolase activity.